AUGUUGAUCACCUAUGGGUUACAGUACUAUGAUAAGAACACCUUGUCCACGGCGAUUUUAUAUGGGAUGUUGGACGAUUUGGACUUGACUGAAACUAAAAAUGGGGUUACAUACCUUACGAGAUACAGUACUGCAGCAGCUGCAUUCUAUUACGGAUACAUCGUAGCUGUGCUAUCCAUGGGAUUGAUUUUCACUCGAUUCCCCCUAGCCAAAACAGCCUUUUUCUUCGUUUUGAUCUGGGGUAUAAUCUGUAUUCUCACCGUGGUAGUCCACUCAUACCGCGGAUUCGUAGUCCAACGUGUUUUUCUGGGUCUGGCAGAAAGUACUGUCAGUCCUGCGUUCGUGGCUAUCACUGCUUUAUGGUGGAAACCUCAAGAACAAGCUAAGAGAUUAGGUAUCUACUAUUCGUCUACUGGGAUAUUCUCAAUGUUCACUGCUAUAGUUAAUAUCGGAUGGGGUAAAACCGGCGGUUCUCAUCCUUGGAAAUCAAUGUAUUAUUUCGGCGGAUCAUUCACGAUCUUUUGGGCUAUACUCAUAUACUUCAUCAUGCCUGAUUCUCCCCUUCGACCAGGUAGAUUUUUCACCGAGAGGGAAAAAGCAAUACUCAAACGGAGAUUCGAUGAAAAAUCCCUAUGGACAAUCUUAACAGCCUAUCAAAGUCUAUCAACUCAUCGAAGCGUUUUCGGAGCGAAGAUCAUUAAUUCCUGGGGGUACGAUUCGAUCAGGUCUACGGCUUUGAUGAUUCCCGGGGGAGCUAUGACGGUGGUUACGAUUUGGAUAUUCGCCUAUUUUGCGGAUAGGUAUAAGAAUAUCAGAACUAUUCUCCUUUCUAUAAGUACUAUACCAGUCAUAGUCGGAUGUCUAGUCGUCUGGCAGGCACCCUGGCAUCCCCGUGUAGGCCCACUGAUAGGAUACUACCUCGUAGCUGCCUUUGGUGCUCCAUACGUGCUGCUUCUGUCCCUCGCCACUGCCAACACGGCAGGAGCAACCAAGAAAGGAAUUACGACCUCGGCAAUUUUCGUAGGAUACGUGACUGGUAAUAUCAUCUCGUCCUCCCUGGUAUUCACUCAAGAAAAACCAAUCAAAUAUCGUUCUACCUGGAUAUCAGUCAUAGUAGCUAUGGUAUUCGCAUCUUGCGCUUCUCUCUUAUUGAGAUAUAUCUAUAUUAAAGAGAAUAAACGGAGAGAUGCCCUAUUGGACUCAUCACCUUCAUCCUCGUCGAGGUGUGAUGAACCACAAUCCUCUCAGAACGACGCAAAUGAUCGAGAGAAAUUCGAAGGAACAGCAAUAGAUGGUGUACCUGGAUUAGGAGAUGGUAUGGUGUAUGAGGAUAAGACUGAUAAAGAGAGAAUGGAGUUUAGAUAUACGUAUUAG
Molecule: messenger RNA, 1374 nt
Organism: Kwoniella mangroviensis CBS 8507
Lineage: Eukaryota; Fungi; Basidiomycota; Tremellomycetes; Tremellales; Cryptococcaceae
Exons: 10
Coding region: 1-1374 (457 amino acids)
Biological process (GO): transmembrane transport
Cellular component (GO): membrane
Molecular function (GO): transmembrane transporter activity
Source: RefSeq, a predicted model, not a curated record